AUGCUCAACAGGAUUGAAGGUGUUCCGGAGUCAAGCUCACUUUCGAAACAAGGGGGAGAGACUGUGAAGCAACCAAAGAAAGAAAACUCAAAAUCAGUUGUAAAGCCACCUAUGAAUCCAAAGACAAAAAAUGAACCGAAGGAUAAUGCAACUUCGGGUUCGAAAGGCAAAGAAAAGGUCUUUGAUGAAAGGGUCAUUGACGAUAGUGUAGAAAAAGAACCCGAUGAGCAUGAGCUAAAAAGUAGGAAGGCUCAUGAAGCUCAUAUUGAUGAGCAUAAUAGAAUUGUGAGAGAAGUAGAAGAGAAAGAGAAAUUUGAAUAG
Molecule: messenger RNA, 321 nt
Organism: Lactuca saligna
Lineage: Eukaryota; Viridiplantae; Streptophyta; Magnoliopsida; Asterales; Asteraceae
Source: the annotation of a GenBank genome assembly